Parathielavia appendiculata is the source of this 789-nucleotide messenger RNA. RefSeq lists its product as uncharacterized. The coding region runs from base 1 to 789 and encodes 262 amino acids. NCBI's taxonomy places the organism in Eukaryota, Fungi, Ascomycota, Sordariomycetes, Sordariales, Chaetomiaceae. The record is from RefSeq and is a predicted model, not a curated record. Gene Ontology annotation, biological process: positive regulation of ribosomal protein gene transcription by RNA polymerase II. The transcript has a single exon. Gene Ontology annotation, molecular function: RNA polymerase II cis-regulatory region sequence-specific DNA binding; DNA-binding transcription factor activity, RNA polymerase II-specific.
AUGCGGCGGUUACGAACCGUCCUGUUACAGGAUCUAGCCGUCUUACAGCCCCGGUUUCCCUCACUCCCUUUCUUCGCCUACCCCCCCUUUUCUGGGCCCGAUUGGGGGGCGUUUGCCCUUGCGGUACGGUCGGACGUAGCUGCAAGCGAGCCGCCGAGCCUGCUUCUACAGCGGGCUUUGCCCGAGAUCAGCGCCGCUUUUGAGAGCUCUCGGGACGCAGUCUUGCGCAAUAGCGGCCGGCUAAUCGGGGACCUUGAGCGCCGGCUCGACACCCAGCUAAAGAGCCUAGAUACCCGGCUCAACAGUGUCCAAGACAGCCUGGGUGCCUUGAUCCAAGGCCGAGUGCCCAUCCCUCUUAGAGGAUAUCUAGGUGGCCCGGAUGCCCUGGGUGCUCUGGGCGGGCCGGUUACCUUGGUUACCCCGGCCGCAGCUGCUCCAGCCGAGCCGAGUCCCACUGUUUUCCAAACCUUGACGAAGGCCUAUACGGUACAGGAUGUCUGGAGAGACUGGAAGGAGGGCGUCGCUGGCCGACCAGCCGUACGAGAGCUAGAGGAGCGGUGGGGGAGCCGCUGGCGCCCGGGCGGUACGAUCAGGGUCCAAUUCUGCCGCCGGAAGGUCAUCUGGGACGAGCUCUUAACACGCAUAGCACGCGGUCAAAGCGAGGACGAGGCUGUCGCAGAGCUAGAGCGGCUGCGGGAGGGCCGUAGCCUUAACCAGCUCAUUGACAGCCUAAAGCUGCGCCGUCGAAGGAGCAGAAAGCCAGCCACAGCUGCCCAGAACAUCUCCUGA